AUGGUACGUUGUCGCUCUGCUGUCCAUCCGGCCUUAGCUUUCGCUGACCUACCCACCUCUCUGAAGUCAAGUAGAAUAUUUCGUCGGAGGACCGACGACUUUGCUGCCAGCCUUGUCGUGCCAGAGGGAAGACGCCCCGCACAAAGUCCCUUGAACACAAGCUCAAUUGACGACCACGACACGGUUGAUGAGAAAGGGCCCCUUGGUCUCAACUUGCUCUAUACACCCUCCGAACCUCUGAUUGACUUGGUCUUUGUCCAUGGACUGGGGGGUGGUUCAAAGAAGACUUGGAGCCUUGUGCCUUCAUUAUAUUGGCCAAAAGAAUGGCUUCCAAAAGAUGCCGCCUUCAAGAAUGUCCGCAUUCACAGCUUUGGGUACAACUCGGACUACGUCAAAAGCAGAAAUAAUUGCUGGACAAUACAACGUUUCGGCCAGUCCCUGCUGGGAGACUUGAGAACCUCACCGUCUCUCGGCGAAUCAGAUACUCCACUGAUCAUGAUCGGGCACAGUAUGGGGGGCUUGGUGAUAAAGCGAGCGUACAUGUUAGCCAAACAUGAUCCGUCUCUCCAACCUCUGACAACCAGGUUCCGAGCGAUGUACUUCCUUGCGACACCACAUCAAGGCUCUGACUGGGCAAAAGUUCUGGAUCGCAUGUUGAACGCCUUCUCCCUAGCGCCUGAAUUUGUGGAGGAAUUGGAGAAAGGUUCUGGAGCACUCCAGUCUAUCAACGAAGAGUUUCGCCAUUAUUUUGACCAGUUUGAGCUGGUAUCAUUCUACGAGACGCAAUCAAUGAAAUACCUUGGGUCAAGAAUUGUUGAACCCGAAUCUGGUGUUCUCAAUCUGCCGCGAGAAAAGCAGGUACCAAUGGCCGCCGACCACCGAUCGAUCUGCAAAUUCCAAAAACCAACAGACCAGAACUAUGUUGAACUUCGCAACUCACUUGCCAGGACAGUCGCAAACAUAUGUGAUGAACGGGCGAAAGGAAAGGAGGGACAACGGAACCGCGAACUAAGCGACCUGAAAAAAUACUUACGCAUAUCUCAUCAGCCAGAAGAUGACCUUGAGCUUGUUGAAGGCUCCCGUCUGUCUGGAACUUGUGAAUGGAUUGCAAAGAAAGAGAGCUACUUGGCGUGGAGAGAUUUUGCUGCGGACGCUCCAACCAUUCUCUGGAUAAAUGGAAAACCCGCUACAGGCAAGUCUGUUCUUGCUGGCUAUGUUAUCACGCAACUGCGACAGCGAAAGUCAAGCUGCAGCUAUUAUUUCUUCAAACAUGGCGAAAAAUCAAAGUCCCGGCUCGUCAAUUGCCUCCGAUCACUGGCCUUCCAGAUGGCCUGCGAAAACGAUCAAGUUCGACGCCGUCUCAAUGAUUUGCACAAAGAAGACGGCCAGCUCGACGGUGAAACUGAACGCAGUGUUUGGCGCAAAAUCUUUGUCUCAACAAUUUUCAGAAUCCAGAUGGAACCCCAUUACUGGGUCAUUGACGGCUUAGACGAAUGUGAAGGUUCUGAGACUUUUAUUGAGUCUCUCAUUGGCCAGCUCGAUCCUACGGCAAAUUUGAAAAUUCUUGUCACAGGUCGCGAUAUGCCAAAGCUGAAGGCUGCUUUUCUAAACCUCGGACCUCACAGAUAUUGUGGACUGGAAAUAUCGACAGCUGAUACUGUUGAAGAUAUCAAAACCGCCAUCAAGGCAAAAUCGCACUGCCUGACAGUCAAGGAUGACGAACUUCGUGCUGCAUUGCUUGGGAAGGUGCUCGAAAAAUCUCAAGGCUCUUUUCUGUGGACUCUCUUGGUCUUAGAAGAGCUUGCAAAUACUUAUGGCGAAGCAGAACUCAAGAAAGUGCUAGAUGAAGUCCCCCGGGACAUGAACUUGUUAUACCAACGUGUGUUGGACUCGAUGAAACUGACGACAACGGAGGGAGGGAGGAGAGUGGCCAAGGCUAUUCUCAAGUGGGUGUCUUGUGCUAUGAGGCCGCUGAGCACAGAAGAACUCACUGGUGCGCUGAACCUAGAUCUAGGGGACAAAUAUGACGCACUCGAAGAAAUGAUCCCGAAAUUAUGCGGCCAACUCGUUGCUGUCGACAAGUUCGGCAACGUUCAGAUUGUACACGAGACAGUCAGAGAAUAUCUGACCAGCGAUGACUUGCAAUCCGACUUCGCCGUUAAUAAAUCACAAUCGCAUACGAGGAUUGCUGAGAUCUGCUUGAACUACCUCGCAAGUGACGAAAUGAGGCCUUCCACCGCCAGGAGACGAGGACCGAGACAGGGCUCGGUCCUGAACACCGAGGAUUCGAGAAUAAAAUUCUCCAGAUAUGCAUGCAUUGCCUUCUCGCAUCACCUUGCCAACGCCAAUUGCGAAUCAGUCGAUAUUCUUAUCCUUGUCUCCAAGUUUUUAGAAUCCAACAUUCUUUCAUGGAUUGAAGGUAUCGCUCAGACCAGGAUCCUUACUCCGAUUAUACGAGCAGCGAAAGAUAUCCGGACAUAUGUCAAGAAAUGCAACGCCCCACCGAUUGGGAAGGAGAUACAAACUAUUAGAGCUUCUACAACAGAUCUUGUCCGCUUAGUCGCAAAGUUUUCCGAUGCUCUUACCGCUGUCCCAGCGGCUAUCUACACGCUUAUUCCCCCCUUUUGCCCUCGCAACUCCACUCUGUACAAAGCCGGUAUAAAAUGUCGAACAACAAGACUGUCCAUAACUGGACUAUCUUGCGACCACUGGGACGACCGUUUAACGUGCAUAGACCUUCAAAAUGAUGAGUUCACUAGCAUUGCCUACGGGGACGAGCUGUUCGCUGUAGGGACAACGUCCGGAGUUGUCACUAUUUAUAAUGCGACAUCAUGCGAGGAAUACAAGAUUUUGAAUCACGGAGAAGCCCUCCGACUGUUACAUUUCAAGCCAAAGUCUGAUGUUCUCGUAUCAUGCGGCUUAAGGAAGCUUACAGUAUGGAAUAGCCGCACAGGAGACGCAAUGUACGAAUUUCAGGCCCCAUUUCGACCUAUUGCUCUUGAUUUUGACAACGAUACACUUGUGGUGGCAUCUAGGAGAAAUUUCCUGAGGUCUUGGGACCUGAAGAACAAUGCUACAUUACAACAAGACAGGCCUUGGAGUCAUUCGGAUGAGGACAUCCAAAGACCUUCCCGCCUUCAACCAUGUGCUAUAUCCCUCUCCACUGGACAUCAAAAAAUGGCUGUGGCAUAUAUUGGACAACCAAUCACUAUCUGGGACCUCUGCUAUGAUGAGUACUAUGGCAGCUGUGGGAAAAUGCUUGCCAAUGGCGAAACGAGCAAGCAUUUAGUGACAUCGCUGUCUUUUAACCCGAACCCAGACAUUCGACUUCUUGCUGUCUCGUACCUCGACGGGCAACUUGUCCUCCUUGACCCUUUCGAAGGCAAGGAGCUGGAAAGCUUUCGAGCCAAUUGCCGUGCGUUGAUUUCAAGCCCGAAUGGGCGUCUGCUUGGAGGUGUGGCUGCGUCUGAGACUAUCCAUAUAUAUGAGUUCGACACGUUGAGACUGCUUUACAGGAUUAGAUCAUCCGAGCUUGGCAUCAAACAGCUUGCUUUCAGCCGAGACAACUUCCGUUUCGCGGAUAUACGCCGGUCUCAAUGCAAUAUCUGGGAGCCUACGAUGCUACUCUGUGACUCGGUUGCAGAUGACCGGAGUGAGAGCACCUCGGCGUCAGUAAUUGAAGCAACUACAUCGGACGAUAAGGUCAGAAUUAACACCAUGGUCCUUCAUAAUCAAGGCCAGGUAAUUAUUUGUGGCAAGGAUGACGGUUCAGUAUGUCUGCACGAUGCUCGGACAGGCUCUUUUCUACAAACACUUCACGAACACAAGUCUCAAGUUCGCAUUCUCACCUGGCAGACUCGCAAUAAUAUCACAAUGAGCGUGGAUACAUCAAACGCGAUACAUGCUUCCGUUCUAAGCAAAGACCUUAAAGGAGGAUGGGUAUCAGAUCAGCUUCCGUUCCAGUCUCGCCUUAAUUGCGGUCAUGCCAUUGUCCAAGUCCUCCACUCUGAAGUGACAAACAGGUUAAUCCUUUCAACACGCGAGUGUGAUUAUCUAUGGGGCAGCGAGGGGAAGGAGCUCGCUGCACGGCCAUAUCCGAAGAAUCCAGGCAUCCGACUAUGGAUACAGCAUCCUCAAUCGCAAUUUCAUGCAAUAUGUAUUGAAGGAGCAACUGCGCGCAUCUUCUCUUGGGAUGACUGGUCACAAGUUUCGUCCCUCGGACUCGCAAUUAGCAUGGCAGGAAUGCAAUUAAAGAGCUUCAGAGGAUACGGAUCAGGCCACAGGCGGCGGAUGCUUUUGGAACUGUCUGAACUUAAUGGCUCCUCCAGAACCCGGGGGCUCUAUCUCUUUGAUGCAACGUUGUUCAACCUCGAAAGUGACAAGGCCCCGAGGAGUAGACCAGACCCCAAAGAAGAUAAAACAAUAGGACUCAUCGACGUGGAAAUACCACCACUUCAACUCACUCCGUCCAGAGAGGAUGACAAGUCCUUGAUCGAUUCCGUCGCGGAGAAAGCAACACAAAAUCAUCAGAAACCCGCUGCAGAUCCUCUCUUUGGCCCUCAACUCAAUGCCCUCACUCGCUACGUCUCUCAUGUCAUUCACCUCAACGACAGCGGCAAACUGGUCUUCUUAGACUCACACUCCUGGGUCAGCUCCAUUGACCUCGAAGACUUUGCCAAAUUCGCCAUGGCGACUCCAGCAGCGUCAGGGCCACCCUCGCCACCAAUUCGGUACUCCCGACACUUCUUUGUGCCUUAUGACUGGUUCUCAGGGACACGAGAUAUAGUCUGCGCCGCCACAAUGCGAGAUGUCCUCUUUGCACGGAACGGCGAGAUUGCAAUUAUCAAGAACGGGUUGGAUUAUGCGGAAGAGGUUGCCGUGGGUUCUUUGUAA
This is a messenger RNA of Cladophialophora psammophila CBS 110553, 4893 nucleotides long. RefSeq lists its product as uncharacterized. The coding region runs from base 1 to 4893 and encodes 1630 amino acids. The transcript has a single exon. Lineage: Eukaryota; Fungi; Ascomycota; Eurotiomycetes; Chaetothyriales; Herpotrichiellaceae. The record is from RefSeq and is a predicted model, not a curated record. Gene Ontology annotation, molecular function: protein binding.